AUGCAAACGUUCCUCCUCCUCCUCGGCUCCAUCAUCACCUGCGCCAUGGCCAUGGCGCGGGUUGGAGGACUCUCGGGCCUCUUCUCAAGCACUCAGGACAAGAGAAACCUUCAUCUCCUCCGCUCCGACAGCGACACGCCGUACUCUCUGCUGGGCCUGCUGCUGGGGGCGCCGUUCCUCAUCGGCUGGUACCACUGCUGCAACCAGGACAUGGUUCAACGAGGGCUGGCAGCGAAGGAUAUGGAGCAUGCGAAGGGAGGGUGCGUGAUGGCGGGAUGGCUGAAAUUGCUGCCUCCCUUCCUGUUCCUGCUGCCCGGCAUGGCUGCUCGCCUCUUGUUCCCGCAGGAGCUUCAAUGCCACACGACCCCUUCCUCCUCCUCCUGCAGCAACCCGGACGCUGCGUUCCCCCUCCUUGUCCACCAGCUCAUCCCCGCAGGUCUCCGAGGCCUCGUCCUCGCUGCCGUCCUCGCCGCCAUGAUGUCUACCCUCGCCUCCGCCUUCAACUCCUCCUCCACCCUCUUCACCAUGGACAUCUACCUUCGUGCCCGUCCUUCCGCCUCCUCCCAUGAGCUCGUGCUUGUGGGCAAGGCCUGUACUCUCCUCCUUGCCGUCCUCGCCGUCCUGUGGGUUCCCGUCAUCAAGCGCCUCCGAGCUGCCGUCUACGUGUACGCACAGAUGGCGAACGGAUGCCUCUCUCCUCCCAUCUUCACCCUCUUCUGCCUCUCCCUCUCCUCCUCCUCCCUCAACUCUGCUGGCGCUCUUGCUGGGCUCUCCCUGGGGCACUUGCUCGGCUUCACCCGCAUGGCGGUGUGCAUAGCAAUGGGGGCUGCGAGGCCUCGCGCUCCUCCUCCUCCCUCCUCGAGCGUCUCUUCCUCGGGACCGAGUUCCUGCUCUUCGCCUUCGCCCAGGGAGUCAUCUCCGGCCUCGUCAUGGUGGUUGUGA
Messenger RNA from Guillardia theta CCMP2712, 942 nucleotides. RefSeq lists its product as hypothetical. The transcript has 3 exons. Gene Ontology annotation, biological process: transmembrane transport. Lineage: Eukaryota; Cryptophyceae; Pyrenomonadales; Geminigeraceae. Gene Ontology annotation, molecular function: D-glucose:sodium symporter activity. Bases 1 to 942 code for a protein of 313 amino acids. Gene Ontology annotation, cellular component: plasma membrane. The record is from RefSeq and is a predicted model, not a curated record.